Molecule: messenger RNA, 1134 nt
Organism: Helobdella robusta
Lineage: Eukaryota; Metazoa; Annelida; Clitellata; Rhynchobdellida; Glossiphoniidae
Exons: 9
Coding region: 1-1134 (377 amino acids)
Source: RefSeq, a predicted model, not a curated record
AUGCGUUUAUAUGAGGGCCUCAUUGCCUUAUCGUGUUUCAAUCUUCUGGUUUGUUUAGCUACUGCGACUGUUGAAGAUGAUGACGACAUGUUUGCAAGUAUUCUAAAGUUGAAUCCGCAGCUUAAUGCGUCAAAAAAUUGUCAUGGUUUAAUUCAUUUUCUCAAAAACAACUGGUUGAUAAAAAGUGGAAAGGACUACGAUAAGGCUCUCUCAAGUUUGAAUGAACAUUUCACUAAAAUAACCAAAAAAGUGAAAAGCAAUUUUGAGGCAAUCACAAACUCCAAAUAUGGCUACAGGUAUAUGUUGGGAGAGGAAUCAGACAAGGGCAUCUGCUCUCAGAUACAUUGUUGGAAUGGCGAGAAGUGUGUAACUGGCAUUAAAUACGAAGCGUUCGAGGGAACUUCGUGUGGAAAUAAGAAAUGGUGCGACAACAAGGAAUGUUUCAACGACGAGAAUGCACCUGAGAACAAAAUAAUUUUGAAAAGAGAAAAAUUAUGUUCCUCAGAUAAAUGUCUAUUUGGAGAUUACGACGAAACUAUGGAGAUGUUUGGCGUGAAGAGUAUUGCAAUGAUGUCACUCAAAUUCCGGGAAAUCCAUCCUUCGAAUCAGUUCAAGUUAAAAAGAAUCAGCAGUGACUUACUUGUUGGGAAUGCAAAAAAUGGAGCUUGCUUCGACGAGUUCGUUAGUGGAGUUGUGAAGCUGAAAGCGGAUUCCCAUCUACAAUGUGUCAACAAAUGCCUGCAAUUCGGUAUUGAUACUUUCCUUAUAGAUUGUCCACCAGAAUUUGAUUACAUCCCGAAGUACAACAAGUGUUACAGCUUCCGAGGAAAAGGGAUGACGUGGAAUGAAUCUCGAACGCUGUGCAACACCGUCUUCAAUUUCCAUUCGGUUAUAUGCGAUGAUCCCAACGAGAAACUGGCCAUUGCAAGUCUUCGUGCUAGCGGUUCAACCUACGCGUGGGAACCGUAUAUAGGUGAAAGGAGUGCAAUGAAAUAUUCAUUCUGGCUGGACGAUUACCCUAAAUAUCCAAGGUCUGGUUUUGACUGCAUUCAAGCUCUAUACCCAUCGUAUGAUUGGUUUAAUUGGGAUUGUUCCUCUAGUGACUCUGUGUUAUGUGAGAUUGACAUGUUCUGA